Rotaria sp. Silwood2 is the source of this 1038-nucleotide messenger RNA. The record is from the annotation of a GenBank genome assembly. NCBI's taxonomy places the organism in Eukaryota, Metazoa, Rotifera, Eurotatoria, Philodinida, Philodinidae.
AUGAAUAACAUAGCAAUACAAACAAUAUCCUCAAACGAUACAAAUGGCUCAUGUCCUGCGCCACUUCUAUGGAGUAGAGAUGUUGUUGAUGAUGAACAAGCUGCACUUGGCAUUUGUUUAACAGCUUCCAUUAUUCAUGCAGCAUUUUGGCUUCAAUUGUUUUUUUCUUCAUCUAUUCGACAAGCAUCAAUGCAAUGGAUCUAUGCUUAUCUUCUUACUGAUGUUUUUCUUCUUUUUCGCUUUUAUUUCUCUUAUACUAUUCAUACAACAUCUACUGACUGUCAUCCAAGUACAUCAAGGAUUAUAUUUAUUUGUUACUUUGAAGCCAUCCUUGAUAAUUAUUUCAAUAUACUUAAAGUAUACAUUCUGUUGGUAUUAAACUUAUGUCGCUAUAUUCAAAUAGUUUACAAUAAAAAUGUAUACGCAGUCAACAAAGUUCUACUUCUCUUAGCACAUCUUGGUAUUUAUAUAAUUCCAUUACUGGUUUACAUUGCUCCAUGUAUUGUUGGUUGGACUGGUGUUCGUGGAUUUGUUCGAGAUACUUGUGUUAUAUUUUAUGCAAAUAUGUAUAUUCAAAUAUUUAAUACUAUAUUUGCAUUUGCAUUACCUAUAUUUCUCAAUCUCCUGGUAAUUUAUGCAAGUAUUUGUCAUGUUCAUAAGAAAGCCACUUUAAGAAAAAGUCAACAUUAUGAUUCAGCUAGUGAAAAAUUUCAUCGUUCAUUAGUUAUUCAAUUCGUUUGCUUUUAUACUCUUUGGCUUGGACUUUGGUCACUAAAUAUAAUUGUUUAUCAAGCAUCACUCAACGUGAAACUCUUAAUUUAUAUUGUUGGAAUACUUAAUUAUUUGGUUAUAGCACUCGAUCCAUUCAUUAUUGCAGCAUUAGAUUUUCGAUUUUGGCAUGCAUGGAAAGAACAUUUAUGGCGUGUGAAAGAUGCUGUAUUGCGCAUUCAACCCACUACGGCACGAGUUCAACCUACAACAGGAAACCUCAAAACGAUUUCGUAUAAAACGUCACCAGUAAAAACAAUCUCUAAGUAG